Molecule: messenger RNA, 2036 nt
Organism: Cynoglossus semilaevis (tongue sole)
Lineage: Eukaryota; Metazoa; Chordata; Actinopteri; Pleuronectiformes; Cynoglossidae
Gene: tmem229b
Product: transmembrane protein 229B
Exons: 5
Coding region: 1007-1618 (203 amino acids)
Source: RefSeq, a predicted model, not a curated record
CUUUGGAUUAUUUUUAGCUAACUACAGUCACCUCUGGUUAACUUUUAAACAGUUUUAGACACAUAUAAGUUACCCUGUGGCUAUAGUUAAGGUUACUACAGUUUUACCUAUUGGUGGACUUAUGGGUAAUUCCAACUGCUAGUUGUUUUUGUUUUUGUUUUUUUGGAGUGGUGUUGAACUACGAUUUUUAGCAAAUUAAAAAACUGCAACGAAAACGCUGUCAACAACAACAAUAAUAAAUGCUGUAGUCGUGUCUACUGUUGAUAGUUAAUAGUGUUCUUUGCUCUGAGCUCGCUGGUGAACAAAUGGUUAACUGGAGAUGCUAAAGCUGAGAGUGUGUUUCUGAGCAUGUGCUGCUGCAGCUGCUGCUGCAGUGAAGUAAAAUGGUCAGUUCUCAGUAUCCAGUGCAGCAGAGACACACUGGAGGGGCAGGAGGAGAACCUGGCCUCAGCAAGGUGACAGCAGGAGAACCAUCCUCCAGGAGAACCCUCUUCCAGGAGCAGCACGGUCGCUGUGGACCCUGAUCUUCAGAGUUUUGACACUGCAGAGGAUCAUCUGAAGCUGCUUAUUUCAUCAUCAGUGAUGAAGCAGAUUCCGGGUCACCUUGCUCAUGAGCACUUUACUGAAGUGGAAACUGCUGGUUCCAAUUCUAUUAACCACAGCUGCAGUUUCUCUAAAUGACCUUCUGAAAAAUCUGCACUCACCUCCGAUCUGUGAACACCAGCCAAUGACAGACGGUUACGGUUGCAGUGAAAGGACACCAGUGUUUACAUGACGAGAUGUGCUGAAAACAGCUGCCGUGAUAACCAUCAACUCGUCUGUCUACACAGCAGGGUUCAAUAAGUAGAUGGAUGUCAGGGUGCAGACUGGGCAGCGACGGCCAGGGCAGGAGCUGCCACCAACAUUUUUGAUCAAUACAACAACAGCAGUGGCAGAACUGUGUCACACUGAGCCGACGGGUCAAUGAAAACAAUCUCCAUCUCUCAAACAGAAAACCUGAGGAGUCAUGGUAACCUUGGAAACCCUGGAGGCUCCUGUGCCCCUGACGGCACUGUCACGUUGGUACCUCUACGCCAUUCAUGGCUACUUCUGUGAAGUCAUGUUCACCGCCACCUGGGAGUUUGUGGUGAACCGCAACUGGAAGUUCCCCGGCGUGACCAGCGUGUGGGCGCUCUUCAUCUACGGCACCUGCAUCCUCAUCGUGGAGCGCAUGUACCUGAAGCUGCGCGGCAGCUGCUCCGUGCUGCUCCGCUGCAUCAUCUACACCUUAUGGACCUACCUUUGGGAGUUUGGCACGGGGCUGCUGCUGCGUCAGUUCAACGCCUGCCCCUGGGACUACUCCGAGUUCCGCUACAACUUCAUGGGAUUGAUCACGGCCGAGUACGCCGUGCCCUGGUUCUGCGCCUCCUUCAUUGUAGAGCACCUGGUCAUCCGCAAAACGUUGCGCCUUCGAUUCCACGAGGGGCCUGAGGACGUGUGGUCAGACCAUCAGUUGGAUACCAGUGGUGGUGGAGGGGCAACUGGAGGAGGAGCAAGAGGGGGAUUAGGAAGUGGGAGGAGGAGAGAGAGAAGCAGAGGGACAGGAAGUAGCACCAAUGGCUACCUGAAAGCAGAAUGAACCAAGAAAUGAAGAACCCGGUCUGAGAGAACAUCUCAGUGGCUCUGCUACACCUUCUCUGUGCUUCCACCUUGAUAAGCUGUCCUCCCCGCUCUGGGGGAAACACUGUACUAACAGACAGCUGUGCAGACUGGGUUGGUGUGGAGAGGAGUUCAGACUGAAGCUAAAAAUACCCCACACCUACUGUAACUGGGACCUUUGAUGCCCACAUCUCCAACUGUUGUCCUCUGAUGUCAACAGAGGCACGAUACCUCCAUGCUCCUGCGUUUGCUGCAUCUCACAACACACUCAACCAUCUCCACGUGGGCGCCACCUGGUGGUGAUCCAGGUGGUCAGCGACCUGGACUACUUCCUCGGCCUACGCUGUCCCACAGACUGCAUCCAAUGUGGGAUCCUCAGAGAUAUUGUCAUGACUACU